This is a messenger RNA of Xiphophorus couchianus (Monterrey platyfish), 4506 nucleotides long. It is a transcript of the gene barx1, whose product is annotated as BARX homeobox 1. Gene Ontology annotation, molecular function: DNA binding; DNA-binding transcription factor activity, RNA polymerase II-specific. The record is from RefSeq and is a predicted model, not a curated record. Lineage: Eukaryota; Metazoa; Chordata; Actinopteri; Cyprinodontiformes; Poeciliidae. The coding region runs from base 3514 to 4239 and encodes 241 amino acids. The transcript has 4 exons. Gene Ontology annotation, biological process: regulation of DNA-templated transcription.
AUUUUUUGUCGUGUGUUAAGAACCUUAAAUCCUCUUUUUACCAGAUCACAGAUAAGUUUGCAAAAAUUACCAGAGGCACUGUUGCAAAUUAAAUACAGUUUAUUGAAUUCAUAAAUGCCUAUGGACAAAAAUGGUCAGUUUAUUUUAUUGUAUAAAAAUGACCACACUAAAAGUAGGAGUCUAUGCUGGCCCUGGAAACCUAUAGCUGAGAGACAUAGUUAAAACCCAAUUAAAUAAAGUUAGACUGCUUGGGGGAGGAAUAAUAAUAAGGAAAACAAAAAUAACUAAAUGCACCUAAGUCCUCCCCAACAAAAACACACUCACACAAAAAUCCCUGGUGAAUACAGCAAAGAAAAGAAAAACUCUCCUUCCACUAGUCUCCUCAAUCUAAAUAAAACUAUGCAGGGACAGCAUAGGUCCUUUUUUGUUUAAAACAAGCCAGAGGGCUAGACAAUAAAAACUCCCCUUCCUUUAACAAAACCAAAAAAAAAAGAGAAGAAAAUACUUUGGUCAAUAAUAACUAUCCAAAAAAAAAAAAAAAAAUUCUAAACUAAAACAAAAACUGAACUGAAACAGUAGCAGGCCAACCUACACACAAAAGAGAUCAAGUUAGACAAGCACCUUAAGUAGCCAGAUAAUAAGAAACUGCCUUUACCUUCUCUAAAGUGAAACGGCGCUCUGUACAUGACUCUCUAGAGGUAUGUUACCUACAACAAUCAAGUGGAGGAAUCAGAAAUUAUUCUGAACCCACCUCACGCUCAAUGUUAAACAUAUCUCUGCACGAAUCAUCAGCCUGGGAUCUGAUCUCCUCAGCGAUCUACCUGCUUUUAAAUGUAAAUGCUUAUUACCUGUCUCUUCUUUAUUUCACUUUUUUUUUUGAUAAGGAAUUACUUACUCAGAGGAUUUGGGACAAAUGGUCCAGGGAUAUUUAUUUGUGUACUACCGACACAAACUGGUAUUCCAGAUCUUUUUAAGGAAAUCUACUCUCCAUACUUCGGAGUCUUAUCAAAAUCUUUUAAAAAGCAUCAUCCAAACUGCUCCCAGUAACAAAGCCGUCCUCUCUGAUCUGCUAAGUUGCCUUUUUCUUGGAAAUCUUAAUCCAGAAAGGCUUGAAUAUAAAUACUGGUGACAAACGUUGCCUUCAGGAUCACUUCAAAAACCAGAUACGUUCAAGUAGUUUUGAAAAAAGAAGACAUGGUUUUUUUUUUAAAGAUUUAAGAUAUUUGGUAUCUUCUGUUGUUGCUUUAGUUGUCUGACAAUUAUGCCAGAUGCAUUUAGUCAUUAUACAUGGCUGCCAUGGCCUGUAGGGCCUCAUCUGUUUUAGACUAGAUCCACAGCAUUAAUCUUAGCCCUGCUGGAGAGACAGUAACACUUUUAUAACAACACAGCAGGCCUUGGGAUCACCACUGACCCAGCAAGUAGCAGAUCCUUUACUGCCCCCUUGUGGACUGUUCCCCCACUACCAGUCAUUAACGUCCAGAAAACAGGAUGUGGUUGUAGUAAUAUUUUAUAAAAGAAUUUUAAACAUCUUGGCAAUUAUUUUAAUGAUGCCCUGUUUAUAUUCCAACUCUACCAAAUGUCAGCAUCUAAAAAUCUUUUCUGCAGCUGAAAUGGACAAACAGCACCGUCUACACCUGCUGCCAUUUUGCUAAGCGAUAGACAGGAAAGAAUAGGGAAUUGGAAUUUAUGUGAUGUAAUUGUGAAAAUGGUCUAUAUCCCCUUUGAGGCAAUGUGCGUCCCGGCAUGGACUAAUAUUAAUAAUAUUAAAUGUUAAAAUACCUAAUAAUUUAUUGAUAUGUCCAGGAUAUGUUUUCAGGAACAGUAACUUUUUUUAACACCCAGUACUCUGAUGAAUUGCUUUUAUUCAGAUGAUCAUGUUAUCUGAAUAAUCUCUGUGAUUCUAAUGUCUCACUUUUUAAAAUGUAUCAUACAUCUAUUGUGCAAUGUAAGUUGAUUGAUUCAGCUUAGGGAAUGUGUAUCAAUAGGUGGCUCCAUUUAAUAACUUAAAUAUUAGUUUAUUGUGACCAUUGCUAAUUUAAUACAGAGAAUAAGUUUUGAUUGAGUGACUAACGGGUUUUCCAUCAAAUUUUGAAUUUGCAGUGUACAAAAAAAAAACAAAAAAAAAAAAACUGAGUCGUGUUUUAGAAACCAAACAUGUUUAAGAUGUUUAAGGACCAUCAUCCAGAUUAGUGAGAAAAUCUUUGCUGUUGUUCGCAGACAUCCCCAGGGAUUAAUUUGUAAUCAUUGGAGGGACCACCAGAGGGAGACAUAUUUCAGAGGAGUACAAAGCAAAACAACAAACAAAAAAAAAUUACUCUUAUAAUAUUAUCAUUGUUUCAAUUGCCAAUGACGUUUCCGAUUAGAUUUGUGCUACAAUCAAAUUUCACAACAAUACUUUUUUUUUUUUUUUGAUCAGUGACCGACCAAAAUCUUUUAAACGAAAUCCGCAAGAAAAAUCGUCAACUUCUACGAGAUUUCUUAUUUCAUCCUCGAUUUCUUAGGUGGCCUGUAUCCUUCAUUCUUCAAUGUUCUAGUCUUCUAACUUAGGGUAGUUUGUGUUUUAUUCUGCUUAUAGAAGCCUUGAUGCAACAAGGGAGUUUUCUAAAUUAAAAAAGUAGCUAAUCUGAUUGUCAACUUCAAGUAAGUUGCAAGUCUUACUGAAAUUUUAGCUCAAUGAUUCAAGAUGGAUUAAAAAACCCGCUGAGGUACUCGGGCUAUGAGGUAAAAAAAAAAAAACACCCACAAAAAAACAAAAAGCUAAAUAAGAGCUUAUUUUUAACACCGCACAACUAAGUCUGACUGUUGCACUGCAAGAAAUAAACCAACUCAAAAUGUUUUAAUAUGUUUUAUAUGUAAAAUAUAUCAUUUUAUCCUUUUAGGACCAGCUUCUCUAUUCUCAGCCUGCUCACCACCAUCACCAUCAUCAGGCUAAGAGUUCCUAGUUGAAGUUGCUUCAAGUGUCCUUGCUCCAAGUCCUCAUUUACCUCUGUUUUGAAUAAGUCCACGCAGGACACGCGUGCCUUUGCAUGGAGGUUUAGCUGCAACAAAGGCAGAAAGCUGCAAGGGCAAAUCCCGGGCGGGAGAGAGGGAAGGAGGGUGGAGCCACGCUGGAACUCUUAACUCCAAAAGGCUUAUUCCCGCUCUCACUACCAAGGUGCCGGGUUCCGCGGUCCGCAGGAACAACCCCCCCAGCAAGGCCAUGCACGGGUUCCGGACUCAGGCCAAGUGAUCGCCAUCGGCAGUAAGAUUCCUCCGCAAAAGGAAAAAUAAAAAUAAAAAUCAUCUGGGGGAGGAAAAACAAACAAGAAGAUUAAAUCUCCAUCAGAGGACUUUGGAGAUUAGGCUGCCUGUGUUUGGCAUCUCCGAGCUGCUGACUCGAUGCCGCGGAGGAAAAAAUGACUUGUGACUCGGGCCUCUGAGGGAGCGAUCAUCCGUGUCCGAGCUUUUUUUUUUAUAUAUAUAUUAUUUUUAUUUAUUUAUUUUUUUUAAGUGCCGACAGGCACGGGCCGAAGCAUGCAGCACCCGCUGGACAUGGGCGCCCACUACUACCCGCCCGACGUCCAGCCGGACCACAGGACUCACCGCUACAGGAGUUUCAUGAUAGAGGAAAUUCUGACGGAUCACCCGGAGCACAAAACGUCAGCGCCGGCCGGAGAGCUGCUCAAGUUCGGGGUGCAGGCUCUUCUGUCCGCCCGGCCGUUUCACAGUCAGCUGGUGCUAAAAGACGACCAGGCGAACCUCCUCAAGUUCCCCUUGUCCUGCACGCUGGGCUCCCCGCUUCUGUCCGCCGCUCCGGGCCUGCAGGUCGGACCCGCCGGCCACCACCUGCCGCUUGACCUGCACCUGCGCGGGAAGCUGGAGCACGGAGCCGACGGCGGCGGGAAGAGCAAGAAGGGCCGGCGGAGUCGCACCGUGUUCACCGAGCUGCAGCUGAUGGGCCUGGAGAAGCGCUUCGAGAAGCAGAAGUACCUCUCCACCCCGGACAGAAUAGAUUUGGCCGAGUCUUUGGGCCUCAGUCAGCUGCAAGUGAAAACCUGGUACCAGAACAGGAGGAUGAAAUGGAAGAAAAUUGUUCUACAGGGAGGAGGGCUGGAGUCCCCCACCAAGCCAAAAGGCCGACCAAAGAAGAACUCCAUCCCCAGCAGCGAGCAGCUCUCUGAGCAGGAACGACCUGCUGGCGACGCCGACCGUCAGUCCGAGGGGUCAAGCUCUCACUUCGAGAACACACAGGAAGAGUGAAGCAAUUCAGCUGGACUCGUGGAACCGCUGGGACGCUCAGCGCUCCUUUAGGAGAACGCUUCCAAGAGACCCGAUAUGCUCCAGGAAGCAGCCGUGUGGUUUUUUUUUUGGCGUUCCCUCAUGAUGAACUUGCUGCUGUUCAGGAAGGAACUCAAACCUUUGCAGUAGGUCUGUUUUCACCUUCUAAGGACCCACUUUUACUCAUCUGUUUUGCAUUCCUUUUUAUGUAACUGUGCUAUGUUUAAUUAUUAAAUAUAUUUUCAGUAA